UCACUCUCACUCUGUCUCUGUUUCUCUCUCUCUCUGUUUUUCUCUCUCGCAAUGCUAAUCUUCCCAAGUUCUCCGUUAUGAAUUUUAGUAAAUGGUUGCCGUGGAGAAAGCGGAGCCCUGCCAAGCCGAAGGGGAAGCAGCGCGCUGCCGUUGCCGCGGUUGCCGCGGUUGCGUUGGAUGAACAUGAUUCUGUACAGAAGAAGACUUUCACAAAAUGGAUCAACGGCCACUUCUCCAAGACGGGGAAGACGCCCAUCAAGGACAUGUUCUCCGACCUCAGGGACGGCAGGAAGCUGCUGGACCUCCUGGAGAGCCUCACCGGGAAUGUUCUGACCAAAGAGCGCGGGUCCACUCGUGUGCACGCCCUCAACAACGUCAACCGGGUCCUCCAGGUUCUGCAUCAGAACAGCGUGGACCUGGUGAACAUCGGCGGCACGGACAUCGUGGACGGCAACCACAAGCUGACGCUGGGCCUGAUCUGGAGCAUCAUCCUCCACUGGCAGGUCAAAGACAUCAUGAAGGACAUCAUGUCCAACCUGCAGCAGACCAACAGCGAGAAGAUCCUGCUCAGCUGGGUGCGGCAGUCCACGCGGGCCUACGACCAGGUCAACGUGUUCAACUUCACCACCAGCUGGGCCGACGGCCUGGCCUUCAAUGCCGUCCUGCACCACUUCAGGCCCAACGCGUUCAGCUGGGAGAAGGUGGAGGCGCUGCCCCCGGUGGAGAGGAUGGAGCACGCCUUCACCGUGGCCAAGGACCAGCUGGGCAUCGAGAGGCUGCUGGACCCGGAAGACGUGGCAGUGCAGCUGCCCGACAAGAAGUCCAUCAUCAUGUACGUCACGUCGCUCUUCGCCGUCCUGCCGAAGGAGGUCACCAUGGACGACAUCCGGGAGGUGGAGGCCCUGCCCAAGAGGUACCGGGCGGAGGCCGAAGUGGGCGGAGCACUCAGCGCUCAGGGCUUGACCCCCGGGGAGAGCGGCAGCAGCCCCCGGGCGGAGAGCCCCAGCACGGUGACGGAGACGGAGGUGAACCUGGACAGUUACCAGGCAACGCUGGAGGAGGUGCUCACCUGGCUGCUGUCGGCGGAGGACACGCUGCAGAUGCAGGACGAGGUCUCCGAGGACGUGGAGGAGGUCAAAGACCAGUUCCACACCCACGAGGCCUUCAUGAUGGAGCUGACGGCCCACCAGAGCAGCGUCGGCAACGUCCUCCAGGGCGGCAACCAGCUGAUCGCCCAGGGCAACCUGACGGAGGAGGAGGAGGAGGAGAUCCGGGAGCAGAUGGCCCUGCUCAACUCGCGGUGGGAGAACCUGCGGGUGGCCAGCAUGGACCGGCAGGCCAGGCUCCACGAGGUCCUGAUGGACCUGCAGCAGCAGCAGCUCCAGCAGCUCUCUGAUUGGCUGACGCUGACCGAGCAGCGAAUCAGGAAGAUGGAGACAGAGCCGGCCGCCGGGAACAUAGACGGCUUCAGGGCUCAGAUAGAUCAGCACAAAGCCCUGCAGAAUGACUUGGAGACGGAACAGGUGAAAGUGAACUCCCUUACCCACAUGGUGGUGGUUGUGGAUGAGAACAGUGGUGAGAGCGCCACCGCGGCCCUGGAGGACCAAUUACAGAGUCUGGGCGAGCGCUGGGCGGCCGUGUGCCGCUGGACGGAGGAGCGCUGGCACAAGCUGCAGGACACGCUGCUGGUCUGGCAGCAGCUGCUGGAGGACCAGGAUCUGUUCAAAACCUGGCUUACGGAGAAGGAAGCCGCCCUGAGCAAGGUUCAGACCAGCAACUUCAAAGACCCGAAUGAGAUCAACGCCAACGUCCGCAGUUUAGCUGUCCUGAAGGAAGACAUGGAGAAGAAGCGUCGAACCUUGGACCACCUGACGGACGCGGGACAGGACGUGGUCCAGCUCCUCCAGAGCGCCGACGCGGCAGGACGGAUCGACGGGGACACGGAGGAGCUCACCCAGCAAUGGGACAACCUGGUCCAGAGGCUGGAGGACUGCUCCAACCAGGUGACGGAGUCGGUGACCAGCGGCGAGAUGCCGCGGCCCGAGGAGCGGGUCGUCGUGGCGACGGUCGCCACGGCGGCGGCAGCCGCAGAGAAAGCGUGCGCCCAGCAGGAGCUCCCGCCCCCGCCCCCCCCGAAGAGGCGGCAGCUGCAGGGAGACCUGGAGAUCAGGAAAGUGGUGGACGAUGACUUCCCCGAGGUCCUGCGCUGGGUAGCCCAGUGGAAGGCCGCCGUCUGCGCCCUGGAUUUCGGCGAAUUCACGAGGACCCGAGACAUGUCGGAAGCGGAGGGACGGCUGAAGCCUCUGGAGGAGGAGAUCUCGGAGAAGGAGCCUCGGGUCAAGGAGGUGACGCAGGGGGCGCGGAACCUUCUGGAGCAAAUGGAGAAAGACGGCGUGCCCGGGGGGGAGGAGGUGCGGAGCGCCCUGGAGUCGGCGGAGGAGCAGUGGAGGAGCUGCCGGCCGCUCCUGGAGGAGCUGAAGGAGCGCUUCCGCCUGCAGGAGCGCGUCGGCGCGCACUCGGCCCGCCUCCGCGCCGCGGGCGGGGCCAUGGACGGGCCGGAGGCGUGGCUGAGGGCCGCAGGCGGGGCCGCGCCCGAGAAGGCCGACCUGGAGACGCUGAACUCGGACUGCGAGGCCAGACUAGCCGAGCUGGUGGCGCUGGGGCCGCAGAUGAAGGAGCUAGCCGCCACCGCGGCGGAGCUGGCCGGCGAGCUGUCCGUCCCGGCCUUCGUCCUGGAGGACGCCGCGGCCCUCUCCGCCCGCUACGCCGCCCUGCUGGAGGAACUGCAGAACAGGGACCUGGAGCUCAGCGCGGCCCUGGCCAACGCCGCCUCCCAGGAAAUGGAAAUGCAGGUCGCCAUGGAGACCACGCCCAGCGCGUUCGAGGCGACCGAGGCCAGGAUCAGCGCGCUGCGGGAGGGCAUCGUCGGCGUGACGACCGCGGAGGACGCCGUGGGAAAAGCGGAGGCCCUGUGUGCGGAGCUGGAGCAGCAGCGUGCCGCUGACCCCGCGGAGCAGCAGAGGUGGAGCGAGCUCUUCUGCAGGGCGCAGGAUGAGCUGGGGGCCCUGCGCUGCCUGCUGGGGAGCCUCAAAGAUGCACAGGUGACGUCGGCGCAGGUGGAGAAGUGGCUGGACGGGGCGCAGGCGGUGUUGGCUCGGGACGUUUCCACGCUGGGGGACGCGGAGAAACUGCAGGAGGAGCUCAACCGGUGCACGGAGUUGGCGAACGAGAUGGAGGCCACGGACACGGCUCUGAAGCAGAUGGAGGAGAACGUGAGCGCAGUGCAGACGUGCGCAGUACCCGGCCUCACCAGCUGGGGGCAGCCUCGGCUGGAGGAGCUGCAGGGCCGCUGGGGGACCCUGAGCAAGCAGCUCCUGAGCCACCGGGAGGGGGUGUCGGAGAUCCGGGAGAAGGCGGUGAAUUUGCGGAAGGACUUGGCGGAGAUGCGGGAAUGGAUGGCGCAGGCGGACGAGGAGUUCCUCAUGCGGGACUUCGAGUACAAGAGUCCGGAGGACCUGGAGGGAGCCUUGGACGAGAUGAAGAGGGCCAAAGAGGAUGUGUUACAGAAGGAAGUGCGAGUGAAGAUACUGAAGGACAACAUCAACACGCUGGUGGCGAAAUCGCCCCCUGGUGGCCAGGACCUGAUGGCCGACCUCGGCGGGGUCCUGAAAAAUUACCAAAAACUGUGUGACCGAUUUAAGAGCAAGUGCCACACUCUGGAGGAGGUGUGGUCCUGCUGGAUCGAGCUGCUGCAGUACCUGGAGAUGGAGAACGGCUGGCUGAACAACCUGGAGGAGCGCGUCCAGGCCACGGAGAACCUUCCGGAGAGCAGCGAGGCCGUCAGCGAGGCCCUGGAGUCUCUGGAGUCGGUCUUGCGUCACCCAGGCGACAACCGCACGCAGAUCCGGGAGCUGGGCCAGACGCUGAUUGAUGGCGGAAUCCUGGAUGAGAUCAUCAGCGAGAAGCUGGAGGCCUUCAACAGCCGCUACGACCAGCUCAGCCACCAGGCUGUGAACAGGCAGAUCUCUCUGGAGCAGCAGCUGCCGCAGGUGCGUGAGAGUGAGCAGGCCCUGCAGGCCCUGCAGACCUCCCUCUCCCAGCUGGACCAGACGCUCACCUCCUACCUCACCGACAGGGUGGACGCCCUGCAGCUGCCCCACGAGGCCCAGACCAUCCAGGCGGAGAUCGCGGCUCACGAGGCCACCCUGGAGGACCUCCGGCGGCGGAACGUGGGCAGCCUCCCGGCCGUGUGCCCGGAGGGCAAGGCCCCCCGCGGGGGCACCAUGCUGGACCAGCUGCAGAGGAAGCUCCGCGAGAUCUCCACCAAGUUCCAGCUCUUCCAGAAGCCGGCCAACUUCGAGCAGCGCAUGCUGGACUGCCGGCGGGUGCUGGAGGGCGCCAAGGCCGAGCUCCACGUGCUGGACGUCCGGGAGGUGGAGCCCGAGGAGAUCCAGACCCGGCUCAACGGCUGCAUGAAACUGUACAAGGUGCUGAGCGAGGUGAAGCUGGAGGUGGAGACGGUGAUCAAGACGGGCCGGCAGAUUGUGCAGAAGCAGCAGACUGAGAACCCCAAGAGCAUGGACGAGCAGCUGACCGCCCUCAAGCUGCUGUACAACGACCUGGGGGCGCAGGUGACGGAGGGGAAGCAGGACCUGGAGAAGGCGCUCGCCCUGUCCCACAAGCUGCAGAAGGAGAGCGGCUGCCUCCGCGAGUGGCUGUCCGCCACCGAGACCGCCCUGGACCAGAAGAACUCCGCGGGAAGCAUGCCGGCCGACAUCGACGCCGAGAUCGGCUGGGCUAACGGUCUGCUGAAGGAGCUGGAGAGGAGGAAGGCGGAGCUGACGCGGGUGACGGAGAGCAGCGCCGCCCUGCAGGGCCUGGUGGAGGGGAGCGAGGAGACGCUGGAGGAGAGGCUGUGUGCGCUCGACGCCGGCUGGAACCGGGUUCGGACCGGGACCGAGGACUGGCUCAGCACCGUGCUGAACCACCAGAACGAGGUGGAGAUCUUCGACGAGAACCUGGCCCACAUCAGCACCUGGCUGUACCAGACGGAGAUCCACCUGGACGAGACUGAGAAGCUGCCGGCCGAUGAGAAGGAAGAGGUGGUGAAGGCCCUGCAGGCCGAGCUGAAGGACAUCAGCCUGCGGGUGGACAGCGCACGGGACCAGGCCGUCAUCCUCAUGACCAGCAGGGGGCCCGCCUGCAGGGAGGUGGUGGAGCCCAAACUGGCCGACCUCAACCGCAACUUCGACAAGGUGUCCCAGCACAUCAGAGCCGCCAGGCUGUCGACGAGCCUGGAGCCUGUUGCCGUGGAGAUGCAGGAGGUGCGGGAGGUGCAGGCCCCGGUGACCCUGAGCUCCAGGCAGCUCCUGGACUUUGAGGGAGAGUUACUGGCCAGUCUCAGUGCUCUGGAUGCACAACAAGAUCCUGCCCAGGAUGACGACAAGGUGGACGAGGAGAAGGCGCACGUGGAGGAGGUGCUGAGGAGGGGCGAGGAGGUGCUCCUGCAGAUCCCGGACGAGGCCAAGAAAGAGGAGCUGAGCAGGAAUCUGCUCCGGCUGCAGAUGCAGUACACCACCCUGAGGGAGUUGAACAUUCUCCGAGUUCAGCAGACUACAGAGGUCUCCCAUGAUGGAAUUGCAUUCAGUUGGUCGGAGCCAAGGAAAGAGGUUUCCCCGGGGCUGCUGGGAGCUGUAGUGGAUAUGACGUCUCUGGAGGCGACACCGAGCAGGGAGGAGGUGGAGGAGGAGGAGGAGGUGCAGGAGGAGGAAGAGGAGGUGGUGGUGGCGAUGGAGGUGAAGACGCCGUCCCUCCUGCCCUCCGACUACCUGCUGGACAUCAACAAGGUCCUGCUGGCGAUGGCCGACAACGAGCUCCUCCUGAACUCCACGGAGCUGAGCAGGGGCCUGUACGAGGACUUCUCCAGCCAGGAGGACGCGCUCAAGAACAUCAAGGACAGCCUGGAGAGGCUGGAGGACCAGGUGGCGGCGAUCCACGAGAGACAGCCGGACGCCAUCCAGGAGGCGUCCCGCUCCGAGGUGGCCCAGAUCGGGGACGCGCUGACCCAGCUCAACGCCGAGUGGGACCGGGUCAACAGGAUGUACAACGACCGGAAAGGGUGCUUCGACAAGGCGGUGGAGGAGUGGCGCCACUUCCACUGCGACCUGAACGACCUGGGCCAGUGGGUGAGCGAGGCCGAGCAGGUGUUGGCUGAUGGGAAGGGGCCCGACGGCGCCGUUGACCCGGAGACGGCGAAGGCGCACCAGGAGGAGCUGGAGGAGGGCCUUAUCAGCCACCAGCCAAUCCUGUCCAGCCUCAACCAGACGGGCGAGCGCAUCAUUGGCCAGCUCUCCGCCCCCGACAGCAGCCUGCUGGAGGAGAAGCUGGAGGGCCUCAACCACCGCUGGAGGAGCGUGCACCGCGAAGUCCGCGAACGCCAGCGCAGGUUGGCGGGAGGAGACCCGGCGUUGGCGGAGUUGGCGAGGCGCUCGGACGAGCUGGCGCUGUGGCUGGAGCAGGCGGAGUGCGCCGCGCGCUCCCUGUCUGUCGUCGGCAUGGCGACGGACAAGAACCUCAAAGAGCUCAAGGCCCUGGCGGAGGAAAUGGAUGCUCAGAACGAACGCUUAAUCUGGCUGAACAAGAACGGGCCGCACAUCCUGGCCAGCAAGUCCGUCAGCCUGCAGGAGAGGGACCAGCACAUGACCCGGCUCCGAGCCAUCAACAUGAACUGGAGCAACGUGACCAGGGACCUGCUGGACAAAGUGGGCGAGGUGGAGGCCUGUCUGCAGGGACAGGGUCAGUUCCAGGACAGGAUGAACCGGCUGACGGACUGGGUGGUCCUCACCCACCAGUCCCUGUGCAUGAGGACCCCCGGGAGCCUGUCCCCGUCCGAGCACCAGGUGCUGGAGAUGUCUUUGAGGGAACGCAAACGGGACCUGGAGGAGCUGCUCUCCAGGUCCAUCGAGCUGCAGAGACAGCAGCUGCUGCUCCCACAGGAGAAGAUCAAGGUGGAGCAGCUGGCGGCUGACUGGAAGGCGCUGGAUGUGGCGGUAAAGGAGGUGGCACAGCACCCAGUGUCCAGCUGGACCCACCAGGUUGCCCAGCAACCACUCUCCGUUUCGGCGGUGCCCUCGGCGGUCCAGAUGGCGAGCCUGAUGAGCGGGGCGGACCUCCGGCACCACGCCCCCGGCAGCCCCGACCUGGUGGCCCCCACCGACCUGAACGAGACUGCCACCGAGCUCGGCGAUUGGCUGCUGCUCAUCGACCAGAUGCUCAAGUCCAACAUCGUCACCGUGGGCGACGUGGACGAGAUCUGCACCACCAUUGGCCGCCUGAAGGUGACCAAGAGCGACCUGGAGCAGAGGCACACCCAGCUGGAGGCCAUCUUCACCCUGGCCCAGAACAUCAAGAACAAGACGUCCAACCUGGACGUGCGCACGUCCAUCACCGAGAAACUGGAGAAGGUGCGGUGCCAGUGGGAUAACACCCAGCACGGCGUGGAGGCCCGGCUGAUUCAGCUCGAUCACAUGAUCACCCACAGCAACCAAUGGGAGGAGCAGAGGAGGGAGGUGAACGCUCUGAUUGGUCAGAACGAGGCGCGGCUGCACAACCUGCAGAUGCUGAGCAAGGACCCCCUGACCAAGCAGCUGAGCGACAGCAAGGUGUUCCUGCAGGACCUGAGCAAGGCCCAGGCCACCGUGGGCUCCUUUAACCAGCUGUCCGCGCAGCUCGUGCAGGAGUACGCCGACGACGACACCAGGAGGCUAACAGAGGUCACGGAGACUCACAACAUGGCCUGGAACACCAUUAACAACAGGGCCAGCGACCGGCACGCCUGCCUGGACGGUGAGCUGAAGAGCCUGCAGGCCUCCCUCCGGGAGCUGGAGGGCUUCCUCAAGUGGCUGCAGGAGGCGGAGACCACCGUCAACGUGCUGGCCGACGCCUCCCACAGGGAGGAGCUCUCCCAGGACUCCGCCCACAUCAAGGAGCUGAGGGGUCAGCUGGAGGACAUCCAGGCAGAGAUCGACGCCCACAAUGACAUCUUCAAGAGCGUGGAGGGCAACCGGCCCAAGAUGGUCAAGGCCCUGGGCAACUCGGAGGAGGCCGUUUUCCUGCAGCAGCGGCUGGACGACAUGAACCAGCGCUGGACCGAGCUCAAGGCCAAGUCCGCCAACAUCAGAGUGCACCUGGAGGCCAGUGCUGAGCGGUGGAGCCGGCUCCUGGCCCUGCUGGAGGAGCUGUGGAGGUGGCUGGGUCUGAAGGAGGAGGAGCUGAGCAAGCAGAAGCCAAUCGGAGGAGACAUCCCCACCCUGCUGCAGCAGCACAACCACUGCACGACCCUCCAGAGUGAGCUGAGGUCCAAGGAGCCCAUGGUGGUCAGCACCCUGGACCAGUCCUGCAUGUUCCUGGCCGACCAGCCCAUCGAGGGCCCGGAGGAGCCCCGCCGGAACCUGCAGCCCAAAACCGAGCUGACGGCGGAGGAGAAGGCCCAGCGGGUGGCCAAGGCCAUCCGGAAGCAGACGGCGGAGGUCCGGGAGCGGUGGGACCGGCUCGGCGUCCAGGCGGCGGGCUGGCAGCAGCAGGUGGACCGGGCCCUGGAGAAGCUCCAGGACCUCCAGGACGCCGCGGCCCAGCUGGACCUGCGGCUGGCCCAGCUGGAGGACACCAAGGCCGGCUGGCAGCCCGUGGGCGACCUGCUCAUCGACUCGCUGCAGGACCACAUCGAGAAGACCACCGCCUUUAAGGAGGAGAUCGCGCCCCUGAAGCAGGACGUCCGGGUGGUGAACGAGCUCUCCAGCCAGCUGACGCCCCUCGACGUCCAGCUUGCCCCCAGCGUGUCCCGCCAGCUGGACGACCUCAACAUGCGCUGGAAGCUCCUGCAGGUGGCCGUGGACGAGCGGCUCAAACUGCUGCAGGAGGCUCAUCGGGAUUUCGGGCCCUCGUCCCAGCACUUCCUGUCCACUUCUGUGCAGUUGCCAUGGCAAAGAGCGGUGUCCCAGAAUAAGGUUCCCUACUACAUCAACCACCAGACCCAGACCACCUGCUGGGAUCACCCCAAGAUGACGGAGCUGUUUCAGAGUAUGGGCGAUCUGAACAACGUGCGAUUCUCGGCCUACCGGACCGCCAUGAAGAUUCGCCGGCUACAGAAGGCCUUGUGCUUGGACCUGCUGGACCUGAACGUGGCCCAGAACACGUUCGAGCGGCACAAGCUGACGCAGAACGCCCAGCUGCUCAACGUGCCCGACGUCAUCAACUGCCUGACCACCAUCUACGACGGCCUGGAGCAGAACCACAAGGACCUGGUCAACGUGCCCCUCUGCGUGGACAUGUGCCUGAACUGGCUGCUGAACGUCUACGACACGGGUCGGAGCGGAAAGAUUCGGGCGCUGUCGAUGAAGAUUGGGCUCCUCUCCCUCUCCAAGGGCCACCUGGAGGAGAAGUACAAAUAUCUGUUCCGGCAGGUAGCGGGCCCGGGGGACACCUGCGACCAGCGGCAGCUGGGGCUGCUCCUGCACGACGCCAUCCAGAUCCCGCGCCAGCUCGGCGAGGUGGCGGCCUUCGGAGGGAGCAACAUCGAGCCCAGCGUCCGCAGCUGCUUCCAGCACGUGACCAAUAAGGUGGAGCUGCAGCCGCGGCAGUUUGUGGACUGGAUGCAUCUGGAGCCGCAGUCCAUGGUGUGGCUGCCGGUCCUCCACCGCGUCGCCGCCGCAGAGACAGCCAAGCACCAGGCCAAGUGCACCAUCUGCAAGGAGUGUCCCAUAGUGGGCUUCAGGUACCGCAGUCUGAAGCACUUCAACUACGACGUCUGCCAGAGCUGCUUCUUCUCCGGACGCACCGCCAAGGGCCACAAGCUCAACUACCCCAUGGUGGAGUACUGCACCCCUACGACCUCCGGGGAGGACAUGCGGGACUUCACCAAGGUGCUGAAGAACAAGUUCCGCUCCAAGAAGUACUUCGCCAAGCACCCGCGACUGGGCUACCUGCCGGUCCAGACGGUCCUGGAGGGCGACAACAUGGAGACCCCUGUCACGCUCAUCAGCAUGUGUCCAGAGCAGUAUGAGCUCUCCCAGUCUCCUCAGCUUUCGCAGGACGACACUCAUUCCAGGAUAGAGCAGUACGCCAGCAGGUUGGCACAGAUGGAGAGGUCCAACGGCUCUCUGCCGACAGACAGCAGCUCCGCGACUGGAAGCGUUGACGACGAGCACACCCUGAUCCUGCAGUACUGCCAGACCCUGGGGGGGGAGUCCCCCCUCAGCCAGCCCCAGAGCCCCGCCCAGAUCCUGCAGGCGGUGGAGAGGGAGGAGAGGGGGGAGCUGGGGCGCAUCAUCGCACGCCUGGAGGAGGAGCAGAGGAACCUGCAGCUGGAGUACGAGCAGCUGAAGGAGCAGCACGGUCAGAGGGCGGUGUCGGAGCUGGCGGGGCAGCACGGCGGGGCGGAGGAGGCCGACCUCCUGGCCGAGGCCAAACUCCUGCGGCAGCACAAGGGCCGUCUGGAGGCCCGCAUGCAGAUCCUGGAGGACCACAACAAGCAGCUGGAGUCCCAGCUCCACCGGCUCCGACAGCUGCUGCACCAGCCCGAGGCCGACUCCAGGAUCAACGGCGUCUCCUCGUCCAGCGUUCUCCAGCAGAGUCUCAACGAGGACGUGGAGCCCCACCCCGAAUUCGCAGCACCAAGCCUUGCUCCCAGACAGCAGGUGAUGUGAAGGCAGAGCAGCACGGGCAGUCGGAAGGAAGAGCUCCCCCCUGAUUGGACGACAGACUUCACAGACUUUGGCACGGUGGCCCCGCCCCCCUCAGAAAGAUUGACAGGAGGAGAGGAGGCCUCCGGUGGAAUCUCACCCAAGACCCAAAGACAUGGACCAGGACCACAGAACUUUUACCGCGUUGUCAUCGUGUACUAUGCAAUUGUAAAUUUUAGGAACUGUAGAUUGUACUCGACUUUGGUUAAGCAUUUGUCAGUGAUUUGAAGAUGAAGGGGGGGGGGGAGGGGGUGGGAACGGGAGGCUUUAUAACACAUACAGAUACAUAUAAUAUUUUCUUUUGUCUUCUUUUUUUGUUGUUCGUUUGUCUGUUCGUUCGGUUUGCUGUCGCUGGGAAAUUUUAAAUCAUUGCCGUACAUUAUGACAUUCCACUGGUUUUUUUUUUUCUUUUUUUUUUUGCAUUAACACUGAAGAAAUUUGGUUUCCUUCUCUGCACAUAAUGACCACCCUUUUUAAAGAUGUCCUCACUUCGACCAUCACUAUUUUUUUAAUAGCGUGUGCUGUGAACACUUGCCCCUUUAAAAGUGUCAGUGUGCGUCGAACAGGCUGUAAGCGCACUGAACGUGCACUGUGUUGUAGCAUUUGGAAACCCCCAUUGUGCCUAUACAGAUGCCAUUCCAGUCAACUGCAGAAUACUGAAAAUCGCGCGUCUGAGAUCGUGAAAAGAAGUAGAAAUACAAAACCCGUACCGAAUUGCUUCUACCAGGAUCAGGAUUGGAGUCCCGACAUUCGUUUCGCGUAAGUUUUUAUAAAUGUUUUCAAUCAGACGAAAGCCAUGACUGCCUUGCUACCUCAGACACAAACACCUUUUCGUUAGCGCUUUGUCUGUGCUGGUUUUGUUUCGAUUUUUUUUAUUUAUUUUAAUGUUUUUUGUUUUGUUUUGUUUUUUUGGACACGUAUCACACGAAAACACAAAGCUUUCACUGGCUGACGCUGUCGUACUGUCCGGAUGAGGAAAGAAAGAGAAAGUUGGCAGUCGAGAAUACAAAAAGAAAACAAAAAAAGGACAAACUCUUAUUCAACCAACCGGCGCAGUGGCCUUCGUCCGUCGCUUGGAUAUGCCUGUACACCUUUCUUUGACCUUCUAACUGGCGAUUUUCCUCUACAGUGUGCGCAAAAUGUGUGCUGUACUAUGCUCUCCUGUAACUGUUAGUUUUAACGCUACUAUAAAUCUCUCCAGCUACGUCCUUUGAUGAUGAAAUAGUGAACUUUGCUAUGAAAAGAACUCUGUCGUCAUUUUCAGGUAUGUAGUCUAGACUGAUCACACUACAUCUAAUAUGGCUAAAAAUAUGUUUUAUUCUAAAUAAAUGUUUUAUAACAAGUA
Molecule: messenger RNA, 12084 nt
Organism: Anguilla anguilla (European eel)
Lineage: Eukaryota; Metazoa; Chordata; Actinopteri; Anguilliformes; Anguillidae
Gene: utrn
Product: utrophin
Biological process (GO): synaptic signaling
Cellular component (GO): plasma membrane
Molecular function (GO): protein binding; zinc ion binding
Source: RefSeq, a predicted model, not a curated record